Molecule: messenger RNA, 1284 nt
Organism: Kluyveromyces marxianus DMKU3-1042
Lineage: Eukaryota; Fungi; Ascomycota; Saccharomycetes; Saccharomycetales; Saccharomycetaceae
Exons: 1
Coding region: 1-1284 (427 amino acids)
Molecular function (GO): S-adenosylmethionine-dependent methyltransferase activity
Source: RefSeq, a predicted model, not a curated record
AUGGAAUCCUAUAGCACUUUAAUUGUUAUAAUCAUAUCUCUUGGGAUGGCAUCGUUGACUAGAAAUAAAGUAUUCAAAAAUUGGCUAGUUUCCAAAAUAGAAAAGUCGAUAAAUAACCUCCAAAUAUAUCCUUCUGUUUCAGCAAAUUUCAAACUUACAGAGUCCAAAUAUUUCACCAAGCAGCAGUCUUUGAAAGAGAUUGCCUCCUCUUUGGUUAGUUUGAAUGAAUUCAAAAUUAGGGCCGUAAGGCAAAAUGCGGUUAUAUAUCAUAGGGCAACGAAACUACCUAAUGAUCUAAUAGAGCAGCUUUAUGCUAUCAACUACUUUCAUAAAAUAAGUGAAGUAGAUAAAUCUAUUGUAUUGAAUUAUAACACUUUGAGUAAAGUGGUGGAGUUUACUUUAAAGCAAUUGAUUAUCAAUAAUGAAUUUAAUUCAACGAUUGAAUCUAUAUUGAAAGAUACAGGUUAUACAUGGGACAACGAUACCAAAACUUUGAAGCAUGAUUCAAUAAACUCCAUUCAAAUAUCAAAAAAUAGUAACCAAAGUCGUGUCAAUGAAGCUAUGUGUCAUAUUGUAAGAGAUUGGAGCGAUAAAUUCGAUAUUGAACGUAAGCCACUUAUUGAUUAUAUCCAGAAGUCUUUGAAUAAUUGUCAAGUAGAUAAAGACACCUUGAUUAUUGUUCCAGGUUCUGGGUGUGGAAGGAUUGCCUACGAAAUAUCCCUUAAGUUUCCUCAAGCAUCAGUUGAUUCCAUUGAGUAUUCCCCUCUAAUGUACUUGUGCAACGAAUUUGUUCUUGGUGGGACUGAAGAAAUAGACAUAAGUCCAUUCUAUCAAUACUAUAGUGGACAACAGGAGACAAAAAAUCAGACCCGAAAAUACCACAUUAAUUUAAACACUUUUAAAAAGCCCGACAACCUAACUGUGCAUUUUGGUGACUUUUGUUGUUAUAAACCUGAUAAGAAGUAUAAAAACAUUGUAAUAUGUUCAGCGUUUUUCAUAGAUACAGCGGAAAAUCUGUUUGAAUACUUUAGUUCAAUUGAGAAUCUCUCUAAAUUCAGCAACAUGCCUUUGCAUUGGAUAAACAUAGGUCCUUUAAAGUAUGGGACCAAACCUCUUGUACAACUGACAUUUGGAGAAUUAACAAAAUUGCGUAAUAUUCGUGGGUGGAAAGAUCAUUCAAAUGAAGUGAACAUAAAAGAUUUGAAUGGAUAUCUAACAGACUAUGAAUCACUAUACCAAGGAUUUUAUGGUUUAGUCAAGUUUCAUUCCGAGUUGAAAAAAUAG